GAAUAUCCAGCCAUUAAAAAUUAUCUGCAAACUAAAUUAAUUAACUAAAUCGAUAUAGGAACAAUUCACAUUCACAUUAAAAAAAGGCAAAUGGAAAAUGCCUACAUGGGUUAGCAUGUAUGAGUUGAUAUAGCCUCCCGCUGUCUGUAUAUCCUAUGUCGAUUUUAAAUUCGAAUUUUUUUUUUAGUCGAAUUUCGAAUUAAUCGAACAAGUGUGCAUCGAACAAUCGGAUAUACGUGCCCGAAAGGCACGUGGCAUUUUUUUUCGUUAAAAAAAAUUCUAACCCAUCUGUGAUUUAUUCACGCUACAAUUUUGAUAAUCAUUUUAACAACCUUACAGCCACGUUUACAAUCAGAUAUUGGAAUCCCACAUCAUCAUGUUGCAUAUCUUGUUUGCUCGUCGAUAUCGGCGUUUUUGUUCCUUUAUUUUGAUUCCAUUGGUAAUUUUUAUGAUUCUGGUGUUGACAUUCUUGCCCGAUAGAUUAGACAUUUUGGAUCCUGCUCAUAAAAACUCUCCUAAAGCUGAAUCUCUCAAUAGUGAUGUUUUCGAAUCUCAAAUUGAUGAUAGUCAUAUUGAACUCGAAACACGAACACAGGUUCCCAUCUUUCGUGAAGACAGUCGACUAGGUAACUUUGAGCCUCCAAAAUCAUUACGAAAAUCGCGCGUCCACAGACCUGGUGAUUAUGGUAAAAAAAUUUCGUUAGAUGAACUAGAUGUUGAUCCAAAUGAAGUGUCCGCUAAGAAAAAUGAAUACGGGAUGAACAUGGUAGCAUCUGAUCAUAUUCCAAUGGAUCGAAUUAUUCCAGACAUUCGCCACGAAGAAUGUCGCCACUGGGAUUAUCCGGAACGAUUGCCUAGUGCUUCGGUGGUGAUUGUCUUUCAUAACGAAGGUUUAACUACCUUAAUGCGUACCGUACACUCAGUGCUUAUCCGAUCUCCUCGACGUUUUCUGCGCGAAGUUCUGCUUGUAGAUGACUUUAGUGAUAAGGAAAAUCUUCAUGCUCAAUUGGACGAUUACAUCAUGGACCAUUUUGGAGCUUUCAAAAUGAGCUGGAAACCCGACUUGAACGAUCGGGCCAGUAUAUCGGGCGAGACAUUAGCUGAUCGCAGUGGUAAAGUGCGUGUUAUUCGCAACAAACAACGACUUGGAUUGAUUGGUAGUCGAGCACACGGGGCAAAAGAAGCUUUGGGCGAAGUGGUCGUAUUUUUGGAUGCUCAUUGUGAGGUGAAUAUAAACUGGCUAGUUCCAUUAUUGGCACCUAUUGCAGCCAAUAAUCGCACAAUGACAGUGCCAAUUAUUGAUGGUAUUGAUUCGAACACAUUUGAAUAUCGACCUGUUUAUCAGAGAGACAAACAUUUUAUCGGCAUUUGGGAAUGGGGUAUGCUUUACAAAGAACAAAGUCUUAACUUGGAAGAACAUCUCCGCAAUCAUCGCUUUUCGGAGCCAUACGAAUCUCCCACACAUGCUGGUGGUCUUUUAGCUAUUAGCCGACAUUUCUUUUUUGAACUUGGCGGCUACGAUGAUGGCUUGCUUGUUUGGGGUGGCGAAAAUUUCGAGCUUUCCUUUAAAGUGUGGCAAUGUGGCGGACGAUUGCUUUGGGUACCUUGUUCUCGUGUCGGUCACAUUUAUCGUCCAUUCAUGCCUUACGGGUUUGGAAAAUUGGCACAAAAACGAAAAGGACCCUUAGUUUUGAUCAACUACAAACGAGUAAUCGAAGUUUGGUUUGAUCCAGAUUAUAAGCAAUACUUUUACACUCGUGAACCAAUGGCUCAGUUUUAUGAUGCCGGUGAUAUCUCUAAACAACUUCAAAUGAAGGAACGAUUGCAAUGUAAAUCAUUUGAUUGGUUCAUUCAGAAUCAUGCCAAAUCUAUUUUCAUUGAUUUUCCACGACUGCCACCCAAUAUUGGCUGGGGUGAGCUUCGUUCUUUGGCCCACAAAAGCUUGUGCCUUGAUUCGCCAAGUGCCCACCCUCCUUCCGUGAUCAUGUUGUCCGGCUGCCAUGGUAGUGGUGGUAAUCAGUUAUUCCGUCUCAAUGAAAAAGGUCAGCUCGGUCUUGGUGAACGCUGUGUUGAUGCAGAUAACAACAAUGUCUUUCUUACAUACUGUAAAUUGGGCACCGUCGAUGGGCCGUGGCGUUAUAACCAAGAAACCCAACAGAUGCUGAACAAGGAUCAGUGUUUAUCAUACCAUGAUAGUCAAUUAUUAUUGGCCGAAUGUAGCGACGACGAUCGGAACCAGAAGUGGUACUGGCAUCAGGUCAAGCCAAAACGUCACUAAGCGGCAACCUAUUUUUGCAGUAUUGGUUUUUUCGACCAAUUAUCUUCCUGGCCAUUUGUUGAUAGAUUGCCAUUACUAUACCUGGAACAAUUUUGACCACGUAUACACAUUCCUUGUCUCAUUGCAAUUUAUAUUUUGUUUUCUCAUUUUAUACAUUCAUCCAUUGUUUUAACCGGUAAUAAAGGCUGGCUUUUCUUUUUUCACA
Dermatophagoides pteronyssinus (European house dust mite) is the source of this 2483-nucleotide messenger RNA. Its product is annotated as N-acetylgalactosaminyltransferase 7-like. The record is from RefSeq and is a predicted model, not a curated record. NCBI's taxonomy places the organism in Eukaryota, Metazoa, Arthropoda, Arachnida, Sarcoptiformes, Pyroglyphidae. Gene Ontology annotation, cellular component: Golgi apparatus. Gene Ontology annotation, biological process: protein O-linked glycosylation. Gene Ontology annotation, molecular function: polypeptide N-acetylgalactosaminyltransferase activity.